AUGUCUUCCCACCGAAUUCUCAUUACCGGCGCCUCAGGCUAUCUGGGCGGCACCCUCCUCGCCCGCUGGAACGAAGCCAACCUCCCCCCUACUUACGACAAGCUCUUCGCCCUCGUCCGCACCGACGCCCAGGCCGCCGCCGUCAAGCAGCAAUACGGCGCAGAACCCCUCGCGCUGGACGUGAGUGACGAAAAAGCUGUCAGGGACGCCGUCGUGGAGCACGAGAUCAGCAUCGUGUAUUUCCUCAUCGAUGCGAUGCGGCACGAGGCGCAGGUGCACUUCAUCAGGGCCCUGGCUGAGGUUCGAGAGCGCACGGGCCGGGAGGUUCAUUUUCUUCACACUACUGGGGCCAAGAUAUUUUCUUCCCAUGCUGGCGCGCCGACGGACAGGCCGCUGCUCGAUACGGACCCAGACUUAUUCUCGAUCCAGAAGGCUCAAAAGGCUCGAUUUCCCCUGAUGCAGUCGGCCGUCGACACAAACUGCAAAAUCAUUGAGGAAUCCGAGAAAUACGGCGUGCGAAGUUACAUCUUCGCCCCUUGCAUUGUGUACGGCAAGGGCGAGGGGUUCGGCAACAUCACCUCGAUCCAGACCGUUGCCGUUGUGAAAGCCGCCAGGGCCAUGAGGCGUGUAUACAAGGUUGACGAGGGCGAGCCGUGGCCUGUCUGUCACAUUCUUGACAACACAAGCCUUUACCUCGACAUCCUGCGCACGAUCUUGACCGGUGGGGAUCCUGGGCAUGGUAGGGAAGGCUUCUUUCUCGCCUCUUCGGGGCCUGUACCAUGGGAUGACAUUUACACUGCCGUGGCGGCGGCGCUGGCAAGGCGUAAUAUCGUGGCGGACGAUUCUGUCGUCCCUGCAAGUCCAGAGAUACUGGGGCGCAUGGGAGAGGCACUCGAUUGUCCGGCCGAGGUAGUGAGCUUGCAUAUUGGUGGAAAGUGCACGUUCAAGAGUGAGCGUGGGAAGAGAAUCGGGUGGAAGACUCAGUUUGGCCCUCGCCACAUUAUUGAGGCUGCAGAUGAUGAGGUCCAGCUAAUCUUGGACAAUCUAGGCUGA
Messenger RNA from Cryphonectria parasitica EP155, 1053 nucleotides. RefSeq lists its product as uncharacterized. Lineage: Eukaryota; Fungi; Ascomycota; Sordariomycetes; Diaporthales; Cryphonectriaceae. The transcript is spliced from 5 exons. The record is from RefSeq and is a predicted model, not a curated record. The coding region runs from base 1 to 1053 and encodes 350 amino acids.